ACCAAGAUUUAUAGAUUGAAUUUAAAAAUUGUAACACAAAUUAAAUUAAUCUGUGGGUUCUUAAUAAUAUUUUCUGCUUCCCUGGAGCCCAUCGGAACCCCCCUUUUCAGGAUUAGCGGUGCUCGGGUCCGGGAGCGACAUGGCGGCGUCCGUGAGGAACUAGUUUGGGGUAAAGGUAGUGCUUGGUUUCGCUGUCUUGGCGACACUGACAAACUGGAGCUUUCCGUGACCAUCCGACUGAAGGAAGCCUUCACUGAUAGGUGGACAGCUUUAGAGAUCGGCCCUCCGUUCUUAUUCCCAAUUAGAAGCCGAGUCCUGAGCACUGACCAGCAUGAGCAACAUCUAUAUCCAGGAACCUCCCACGAACGGGAAGGUUUUAUUGAAAACUACAGCUGGAGAUAUUGACAUAGAGUUGUGGUCAAAAGAAGCUCCUAAAGCUUGCAGAAAUUUCAUUCAGCUUUGUUUGGAAGCGUAUUAUGACAACACCAUUUUUCAUAGAGUUGUACCUGGUUUUAUAGUCCAAGGGGGAGAUCCCACUGGCACAGGGACUGGUGGAGAGUCUAUCUAUGGAGCCCCAUUCAAGGAUGAAUUCCAUUCCCGGUUACGUUUUAAUCGGAGAGGACUGGUUGCCAUGGCAAAUGCUGGUCCUCAUGAUAAUGGCAGCCAGUUUUUCUUUACACUGGGUCGAGCAGAUGAACUCAACAAUAAACAUACCAUUUUUGGAAAGGUCACAGGGGAUACAGUGUAUAACAUGCUGCGGUUGACAGAAGUUGACGUAGAUGAGGAUGAAAGACCACGUAAUCCACACAGAAUAAGAAGCUGUGAGGUUUUAUUUAAUCCUUUUGAUGACAUCAUUCCAAGAGAAAUAAAAAAGCCAAAAAAAGAGAAACCAGAGGAAGAAGUAAAGAAACUGAAGCCCAAAGGCACAAAAAAUUUUAGUUUACUUUCAUUUGGAGAGGAAGCUGAAGAAGAAGAGGAGGAAGUUAAUCGAGUUAGUCAGAGCAUGAAGGGAAAAAGCAAAAGUAGUCAUGACUUGCUUAAGGAUGAUCCCCAUCUCAGUUCUGUUCCAGCUGUUGGAAGUGAAAAAGAUGAUGCAGUAGGAGAGUCAACCAAUGAUGGAGAAUAUGAAGGUGCAGAGCAUGAUGAAUAUAUUGAUGGUGAUGAGAAGAAUCUGAUGAGAGAACGAAUUGCAAAAAAGUUAAAAAAGGACGCAAGUGGAAAUGUUAAGUCAUCUGGAGAGGGAGACGUGAAGAAAUCAGUUAGCCGCAGUGACGAGCUCAGAAAAGAAGCAAGACAGUUAAAGCGGGAACUCUUAGCAGCAAAACAAAAAAAAGUAGAAAAUGCAGCAAAACAAGCAGAAAAGAAAAGUGAAGAGGAUGAAACUGCUCCUGAUGAUGCUGUUGCAGAAUACAGAAGAGAAAAGCAAAAGUAUGAAGCUCUGAGAAAGCAACAGGCAAAGAAGGGGACUUCCCGGGAAGACCAGACCCUGGCGCUGCUGAACCAGUUUAAAUCUAAACUCACUCAAGCAAUUGCUGAAACUCCUGAGAAUGACGUUUCUGAAGCAGAAGUAGAAGAUGAUGAAGGAUGGAUGUCGCAUGUACUUCAGUUUGAGGAUAAAACCAGAAAAGUGAAAGAUGCAAGCAUGCAAGAUUCAGAUACAUUCGAAAUCUAUGAUCCUCGGAAUCCAGUGAAUAAGAGAAGACGAGAAGAAAGCAAAAAGUUGAUGAGAGAAAAAAAAGAAAGAAGAUAAAACAACAGUAAUGUUUAACUAGAACUAGCUAGAAAUGUUCCUGUAAUAAAUGGCCUCAUAACAGCCAUUGUUCCCAACAGCAUCACUUAUAAGGGUGUGAAGAGAAGUAUUUUCAAACCUGUUGUCUGGUUUUGAAGAACAGUUAUCUUGUUAUGUAAAUUGUGGAAUGAGAUAAGCAAAUGUUUUUGUUUACCGAUACAUGCUUUUCCCCCAUUUGAACUUUUAUAUUGCUAAAUCUGAAAUAAAAUAACUUUCCUGCCAGUUUACAUGUUAACUAUUUGUAGACUGUGGCAGCCGGUGUGUUAUCUCUUUAUCCUAAAUAUGUAAAGGCUUCGGUUUCAAUAUUUUUUUUAUAAGAAGUUCUUGCAAGAAAGAGUAUUUAAGGGAAACCUCCCUGGCAUUCUGUUAUCACAUUACUGAACUUGGAAUGUAAUAAAAAAAAAAAAUACAUAAUA
This is a messenger RNA of Neogale vison (American mink), 2205 nucleotides long. RefSeq names its product CWC27 spliceosome associated cyclophilin (gene CWC27). Gene Ontology annotation, biological process: protein folding; protein peptidyl-prolyl isomerization. The transcript has 14 exons. Gene Ontology annotation, molecular function: peptidyl-prolyl cis-trans isomerase activity. Gene Ontology annotation, cellular component: catalytic step 2 spliceosome. Bases 332 to 1750 code for a protein of 472 amino acids. The record is from RefSeq and is a predicted model, not a curated record. Lineage: Eukaryota; Metazoa; Chordata; Mammalia; Carnivora; Mustelidae.